Molecule: messenger RNA, 1318 nt
Organism: Rhea pennata
Lineage: Eukaryota; Metazoa; Chordata; Aves; Rheiformes; Rheidae
Gene: C22H1orf50
Product: chromosome 22 C1orf50 homolog
Exons: 4
Coding region: 1-543 (180 amino acids)
Source: RefSeq, a predicted model, not a curated record
AUGGCGGCGGCGGGCGGCGCGGAGGCCGGUGGCGGCGGCGGCGGCGGCGCGGGGCUCGCCCUGGUGGAGGGCAGCGCCGGGCGGGCCGCCCGCGUCGGCGACCCCGGGGACCUGGUGGCCCUGGCUCGGCAGGUGCAGCAGGCGGACGACUUCGUCCGAGCGAACGCCUGCAACAAGCUGACCGUCAUCGCCGAACAGAUCCGGUACUUGCAGGAGCAGGCUCGGAAGGUCUUGGAUGAAGCUAACAGAGAUGCUGAUCUGCACCACGUGGCCUGCAAUCUUGUGAAGAAGCCAGGAAACAUCUACUACAUGUAUAGACGGGAGAGUGGCCAGCGAUACUUCUCCAUCCUGUCCCCUAAGGAAUGGGGGACCAGCCCUCACGAGUUCCUUGGCGCGUACAAGCUCCAGCACGACAUGUCCUGGACUCCAUUCGAGGACAUUGAAAGACGAGACGCCGAAAUAAACAUCCUGGACAAGCUGCUGAGCCGGCAGGCAGCGCUGCCGCCGUGCACGGAGCCCAACUUCCAGGGUCUCACCAAGUGACACGAGCCGACGGGACCUCUGAGCAGAGCCUCUGCGAGAGGGCGGGCCGGCGGUGGCUGAACGCUGCCAAAGGCAGGGCAAGGAGAGAGAUCCAGAAAUGAAAAUGCUGCUGUUGCUGCCGCCAGUACUUGCUCUGUACUUUAAUGAGACUAAUUCCGAAUUCAGUCUUACUGGAUUUUCUAGUAAUCGAGUAAUUUCUUCCUUUGACUCGUGCCAAGUUCUAGCGAGAGGCAGGUAUCAAACGGAGUCAGUCCAAGAGGGCUUAGGGCAACAAACAAAAUCACUUGACCCAGAUGCGAUAGCUCAAUGAAAUACAUCCCACCUGUCCAGCUAUGGUGUAUCACUCUGCGUCCUGCGGUAGGUAAUCGUUUCAGGGCUGGGGUUUGGCCCUGAUGAGAAAACACAUAUUUAGAAAGCCCUGUGGCCUGUGAAGAGCAGCUGAAGCUGCAGACAAAAAGCUGUGUUGUGAUCUGAGCCUAUAGAUCUCUCUCAACAGUGUUCAGAUCCCUGUGACUUCCAUGUGGGGUGGCCUAGAGCUCCCCUUGGUGGGAAUAGAUCCUCCGAAGGACCACGCAAGCUUCAGGCCGUUAGCCUGGCUGCUGUGGGGCGGAGAGGGCUGUGCACUCUUUGAAGGACGGGGGUUUCACAGCCCUCUUACGUUUCCCUUGGCUGCCAGGGAGAGAGGAGGAACGUGCGGGGUUUUAUGUUGAGUGCAUCUGUGGCAGAGCACUGGAAAAAAAUGAAAUAAAUCUCUGUUGUUGUCAGAUGUACUGCC